This is a messenger RNA of Phoenix dactylifera (date palm), 2906 nucleotides long. RefSeq lists its product as uncharacterized. NCBI's taxonomy places the organism in Eukaryota, Viridiplantae, Streptophyta, Magnoliopsida, Arecales, Arecaceae. The record is from RefSeq and is a predicted model, not a curated record. Gene Ontology annotation, biological process: meristem maintenance; meristem development.
ACUUUCCCAUGCCCUCUUCCUUUCACUGAACCCAUCUACUCUUUUUCUUCUCCGGGUUUCUCUUCUUUCCCCUUAUUCACCCAUUAGACCUCUGUUUUCUCCUCUCCUCUUCUCUCUUCUCUGUAUCUCCUUCUCUCUCUCUCUCUCUCUCUCUCUCUCUCUCUCUCUCUCUCUCUCUCUCUCUCUCUUAUCUUGUGCUCCUUUGGAUGAGCCAUUGAGACCAAAGGGGAGCAAAAAUGGAGGGAGAGGAAAGCAAGGAGGUUCUGGUGGAAGAAAGAGAGGAAGACAUGGUGGGAGUAACGGAGCAGAGAAAUCCCGUCAGAAGAAUGGGUUGGUUCAUCAAUCCCAGCGGGGGCUCUGGCCGCGCUCCCUUUGUGCCUUCGCGGCAUAAAGCCGCCUCCUUUGCCGCUCCCGAGGCCCCAGAGAUCCUCUUCAAAGGAUGGCGGUCCCACCUGAGGAAGUGGGAGGAGUGGGUCCACAAGCUGGAGCCCAUUUAUGGCGAUUCUUGGAAAAAAGCUGGGAUUUCUGAGGCGAUCAAGGCCUCUGUUUACAAAAUCCGGAGGGACGCCGCUCUGGUUUUGGGGAUCGCCGCGUACUGGUGCGAGGAGACCAGCUCCUUUCUCUUCCCCUGGGGGGAGGCCACUAUCACGUUAGAAGAUGUCAUGGUUCUCGGUGGGUUCCCGGUGGUCGGCGAGCCGGUGAGGGGAUCGUUGGACGGCGAGCUUGCAGAGAUGGAGCUGAGGCUGGCGGUCGAGCACAAGAAAUUUUAUAAGUAUUCUUGCAAGAAACCUGAGCAGAGUGCGUGGAUGAGGCACUUUGUCGAGGGCGAGGGCGACGAGUUCGAGCACGUGGCCUUCUUGUCGCUGUGGCUGUCGAGGUUUGUCUUCCCUGCUCAUCCAGAGAAAACUGUGUCUCUGCAGAUGAUACCAAUUGCCGUUCGGUUGGCACGAGGGGCGAGGAUAGCCCUUGCUCCGGCGCUCCUCGCGAGCCUCUACCGGGACCUGCAGGCAGUGAAGAAUUGUCUCAUCAGCAAGUGCAGGGAAGAGGUACCAUCUUUAUUUGUCUGGGCACCUUUUGAUCUAUUGCAAAUGUGGGUAUGGGAGCGGUUCGUUGCUCUGAGGCCCGAAAUGAAAAAUUCUGUGGAUUAUGGCGAGCCAAGGACCAAAAGAUGGCAUGAUAUAAGUAAGAAAAUGGAAUUCUCAUUCAUUCGCUGGGUUUUUGAGUCGCCUAGCGAGUUUCAGUGGCGACCGUACGUUAGUAAUCUGGAUAAUUGGAGGAAACCCUCCUUUUAUAGAGAGAAUGGUGAAUGGAUUCAUGGCUGUGCAGAUAAAGAUGAGGACUUGAGAUCAUUCGCUCAGUGCUUGAGAGCUUCUGCGCUAGUAGGAGUAGAUUGUGUCAAACAGUAUCUUCCACAUCGGGUGGCGAUGCAGUUUGGAUUGGAUCAGGACUUGCCUGCUUAUGUCCCCCGUUCUUAUUCGACAUGGGAGGCUGCAUGGAAAACAUAUGAAAUUGAUGCAGACAAUGUCGUGUUCUAUGUUCCUCCUCAGCUCUUCGAGUCGGAUGUCACGCUCCAGUAUUCAGUUUGGUGGAAGAAGUACAUGCUGUCUUGUUGUAUUGAUGUGGUUAAAAGUGUUGUAGGUCCACAUAUUUCCUUGGUGAUUGGCGAAAAAGCUCCGCGGAAUGCAGCAGCAGUGAAGAAGAAUAAGAAGGAGAAGAAAGAUGUCUCUCUGACUAUUCAUAAGAAGCGAAAGUUGCAAGAUUUCUAUGAUACCCCGCUCUCAGAUUGGCCUGAUUUUGAAAAUCGUCGCUGUGAUGGUGAGGAAAAACAUGUAAAAUCUGACAAGACUUCAUCAGCUGCUAAUAAAAUUCAAAACCAGAAGCUAUCUGGAGAGGGCAAAGAAGAGAACAAAGAAAAUUUGGAGGCUCUGGGGCAUAAUGAAGAACAGAGAGCACAGACUGAAGAAGAUUUGGCAUCUGAACCACUGGACAAGGAGGGUGAGGCAACUGUGGACAAGACGGCUGUGGGAGAUGUUGAGAGAACAGAAAUAAGUAUGAAGCUAUCUAAAGAACAUGCAGAGCAAAGCAACCAGAUUGCAGCGGAAACCAGAGAAAACAAAAUAGAGAACAAAACAGAACUGGGAGAAGCUUGUCCACCUGAUCCAUUGGAAAUGAUGUAUAGGGAACUGCUGGAAGAUGUUCAGAUAAAGGAACCUGAAGCUUCUGUUCCAUUUCUACUACAAGCAAGAUUCAAAUUGGAACAAGAGCGAAAAGCUAAAGAAUUAGAAGAAGAAAUGAAGAUCAAAAAGCUUAAGGAAGAGAUUGCUACUAUGCAAGCAAAACUUAUGGAUCUAGAAUCCCAGUCUGAGAGUUCAGGUAGUCAUGGGGGACGAAGUUAGACCAGUUGAUGUGAAAGACUGCUGCAUCAAUGUGUAAGAGAUUAAUAAUUUUGAAACCUUCGUAUGACCAUUGCAUGUAAGGAAUGACACCAUUCUUUGGCUAUGGUUUACUAUCUUGACUUUUGAGAAGAUGAACGGACAAGAGGAUAAUUUUAUUUGCAUAGAAAUCUAUUAAAAAGUUAAUUUAGAUUAACGGGUUGAGACAAACUUGGGGCAGGUAAUAAAAGGAUCCCAAACUUUGAUGUACCAUACCUUGAUCAAGUGACUUUGGAGGAAAUCAUGGGACAUGGUGAUGGUGGAUGUAUGCUGGGCGAUCUGUAUAGAAAGGAAUGCCAGAAUUUUCAGCAGGAAGAAGCAACUGCAAUGCAAAUUAACAGAAGUGUCAGGGGCUGACGGAGGACUGGUUUAGAGUGUGCCCCAGCAAAAUUCAGGGGGUUGAAAAUCUGUUCAGGAAACUUUAAGUAUUUAAACAUGGUUGGAAGUUUGGGCUGGGUUUUGUUUUUCUUUUUC